Messenger RNA from Nanorana parkeri, 751 nucleotides. RefSeq names its product growth arrest and DNA damage inducible beta (gene GADD45B). Bases 32 to 505 code for a protein of 157 amino acids. Gene Ontology annotation, cellular component: cytoplasm; nucleus. The record is from RefSeq and is a predicted model, not a curated record. Gene Ontology annotation, biological process: regulation of cell cycle. NCBI's taxonomy places the organism in Eukaryota, Metazoa, Chordata, Amphibia, Anura, Dicroglossidae. The transcript has 4 exons.
UUCUUCUUUACCGGAGCAUUGCUUGGUGACCAUGACACUGGAGGACAACGACAUCUGUGACAAUCAUACAUACAAGAUGCAUCCUGUUGCUUCUGCACUGGAACAGGUCCUCGAGGUGGCCCAUAGACGUGACUCUUUGACCGUUGGGGUGUACGAGUCUGCCAAGCUUAUGGACAAAGACCCUGACAGUGUGGUACUGUGUCUUCUAGCAGCAGAUCCAGAAGUUAAUGAUGUCGCUUUGAACAUUCAUUUCACACUGAUACAAGCCUUUUGCUGUGACAAUGACAUUAACAUUUUGCGAGUGUCCGGCUUGCAACGCUUGUCAGAAAUGAUUGAGCCGAUGAUUGGACCAAGCUCAGAACCCCUAGACCUUCACUGUAUUCUACUCUCGAUUCAUCACAACAAUCCUUGGAAAUGUUCAAGUUUGGAUGAGAUCUUUAAUUACUGUGCUGAAUGCCGGUCCAGGAACCAGUGGGUUCCUUUUAUGUCAUUAAUGGACCGGUGAUAUUACUCAAUCCAUUCCAUGUCCGUGACAUCGUGAACAAAACACAGUGGAAAAAUGGAACUUACUGUCUGUGUGGAUUAUGUUCAAACUGUGCCAUUCUUGGUGUUAUGGAAUAUUAAUAAUGUGCGGUCAAUGGCAAAACCCUAAAACUUAACUUGACACUCUAUGAACAAACACAUUUUUAUAUUUUCAAGUAAAGAAGCAGCUGGAUCUGCCAUCUCUUUAACCCAUUUUAUCAUGGAAAAA